AAUGUUUCAGACGAGUGUCCGCCGCCACAGAAAUCGCACCGCCAACAUUAGCGGAAGCUCUAAGUUCAACUACCGUGUUCGUCGUGAGUGUGGAGCAUACGUGAGUGUGAUUAAUUGAUAGGCCGUCUCUGAAGAAGUCAAGUGCGUGCAAAUCCGUGAAUCGUGCCAAUUACCUGGAUAUCUGCUUUGAGAUAAAUGGACCUGCAGAUCUACGACUUGCAAGUCAAUCAGUCGCCCUACACACCCGAAAUGGCGUGUGAGUGAUUUUGCGGGGGAGGGUCCAUGUAAUUGAUAUUUUUCGCGAAAGUUCUCGGAAGUGAUAAGCUGUUGUUGACAGAUUACAGUGGAUUUGUAAAUAAUUGCAAACCACAUAAGGAAAGCAAUGGGAGAGUAGAAGGCUAAGACGCUGAGGAAGAAUCAUCUGAAUCAUGACUCAUCUUCAAUUCCAGCGCAGAAAAAUUCUCACCGUCAUCCUGUUCUUCUAUCAUGACCAAGUACCUCGACAACAGAUUACAACCGCUAAGCCACCAUCAUUGAGGAUGAACUACUAUUAAUUGACAACAGAUUAGAUUUUACAUAUUGUGUGGCAUACAGGGUAGUUGGGAGAGGGAGUGCAGGCGGGAGAAACCUUUAUGAAAAAUGACACUGGAAGUGGGACAAAUUUUGAUGGCAGUGGCCCUCUUCUUCAGUACAGACGCCAUCCGAAUCGAUACAACAUCACACAGCCACCAAUCGAGACGGAACACUGGCACAGAAGUCUUCUCAUCGCCAUUCCUUGCGGAGCACCGGGUAACGAAUAUAACGACCCAAAUAGGCACCCAUGCCUAUCUGCCGUGCAAGGCGAGACAGUUGGCCAACAAAUCAGUGUCAUGGGUACGAGUUCGAGACGAUCACAUUUUAACGGUGGACCGCACAGUGUUUAUCGCCGAUGACCGCUUCCAAUCCUUCUUCGUCGAGAGUACGGGUAUGUGGACACUGCAACUCAAGUACGUUCAAGCACGAGAUGCAGGACUUUAUGAAUGUCAAGUGUCUACGGAGCCAAAGCUCAGUGCACGUGUCCAUUUGCACGUAGUUGUGCCACGAACUGAAUUGAUUGGCGAGUCAAAUCGCUACGUGAAGGCGGGUAGUAGAGUGAUAAUACGAUGUGUAGUUCGGGGAGCCCUAGAGCCACCAUCGUAUGUGUUCUGGUACUUUGGGCUAGAACAAAUCUUCACGGACAAUAGACACGGGUGGAUCAUGCAGACUGAGAGUGAGAGUGAUACACAUAGCACAAUUGCAUCUCUAAUCAUUCCAUCAGCCCGCAAGCGGGAUACUGGAAAUUACACAUGCAACCCCUCGAAUAGUGAUGCCGUCACCGUUCUCCUUCACGUCAUCAACGCCGAAUACUCCGCAUCUGCGGUAACGUCUGCAGCAUCGGGUCAUGGGAGUGUGCAAAGUGAAAUUGUGGCAAUCAUUGUAGCGGUUCUGGUGCACUUCCAAACGUGACAACAUACACCCCGAUGUAGUUAUGUAUAAAAAGGGGACUUCUAUCUUAAGUAAGGACACUCUCUUUCGUACUGAUAAAUUAGUGUGAAAGUAAUAAUUGAAAAUUCUACGAUAAACUGGAAAAUUCGAUGGUGAAGCAAUUCCAAUUUAAUUGCUGAAGGAGACUCUCGAAUAGAAUUCAUUGAAGGAAAAUCGUAGCUAUAGAGACAAAUGCGGAGUAAAUGAGUUGAGUGAUGAAAUUUUCGACGAAAUUAUUCAAUAAUUAAAAUUAAAAAAUAAGAAAUUAAUUGAUAUUAGCUGUAAGUGAGAGUGGAAUGAGAAAAUUUCAAUUACCUUACAUUGCGCUAUAUAUUUUUUAAAGUGAAAUAAAUAUUGGAUUGUUUUUAUCUUCAUACAUUACAUAUUCUUUUAGUUAGACGAUAUUUUUUCAUUAUAUUCCUUCGGGUCCAUUAAAUCCAACGAAAGUGAAAGAAUAAUUUAGAAAAUUUUCUAAUGCCAUUCAUUGUGACGAAAAAUCUUGACUAAAAGAUUUUGACAAGAAAAAGUGUUAAAAGCAAGGUUUUCCUCGUCACAAUAAACUGUACAAUGUAUAAAUUGAAAUUACUGUGUGAGUGAAAGUUAAAUAGGAAUAUGGAAUAUAGCGAAAGGUUAGUCUCUGUAAAGAAAAAAAAAGCAUGACAUUGAUUUAACGAAAAUUUAUAGACAGGGAGCAAAUGUGUAAAACUUAUUACGUGUUGUAAAUUAUUUAAUGAGGAAUGUGAUGGGAAAAAAUCAGAGAAUAAAAUUUAAGUCUUAUCACCGUUAA
Messenger RNA from Lutzomyia longipalpis, 2290 nucleotides. Its product is annotated as zwei Ig domain protein zig-8-like. Gene Ontology annotation, cellular component: neuron projection membrane. Bases 640 to 1485 code for a protein of 281 amino acids. The transcript has 9 exons. Gene Ontology annotation, biological process: synapse organization. Lineage: Eukaryota; Metazoa; Arthropoda; Insecta; Diptera; Psychodidae. The record is from RefSeq and is a predicted model, not a curated record.